UUCCUGCCAUUUUACAUCAAGGAAAACUUACCACAGAGAGUCACAAGUACUGUAACCAGUGAAGGUGGAGAACUGGUUGGGGAAAGUGUCAAACUAAUUUGCCCUCCGGGGGCUGUUUACAAUUCCUUGUCUGUGUGCGUAACAUUAGAGGACCCUUCCAAGUACUAUGGACUCCUCGUCCUUAAGGAUCUUGAGAACGAUGUCAUGUUUGGUGCACCCAUCAUCAGUCUCGAACCCAGUGGUCAUUUAUUUUUCAAGCCUUUGACGCUGGUAAGCAAGUUCAGCGGAACCUUUAAUUGGGAUGACGUUCUCAUCUUGCACGGUUCAAAGACUGAGGGGGGAAAGAUCAACUGGCAAGACAUAUCUCACAACUCAAAGAUAGACGAAGCAAAUACAGAAUUAGUUAUUGAAAUCGAGCACUUUUCAAUCAUCGCAAUUCUGCGUAGAUUGAGCAGAUCUAGUCUACUUCGGACCAAAGACAUUGUAUCAAGGCUCAACUUGCAAGCAUUUAACUACAAUUUGUCUGUGCUGCUGAACAAGAGUAAUCCCUCUUUAGUGCGAGACGAACUUGCCCUACUGUUCGAUAGUCAGGGCGUCUACAAUGAGAAAUUCUACAGAGAAGACGAGGCGUCGUCUGCUUUGAUGCAGCUUAAAAAACAAGGGUUCGAAGAGCUUCAUGUACGUUGUAGUCCGGAAGAAAAGGGCAUCUACAACAAUGAAACCCUUCAAGUUAAUGUUCGCCUUGGGGAAGACUACAAACUAGCUGACAGCCAGCAAGCAACUGUUAGUUUUACCGUCCAUUCCUCUGAGUGGUGGCAUGAAGGAAAGGUUGUGAGAAUUCCUCUUGAACGGAAUAAAAACGUAACGAGUCUAUGUGGGAAGGUCAGUGUACGUGGGGAGUAUGGACACAAGAGUGAGAGAAAUUUCAACGAACGAGGUAAGAUUGACAUCCUUACUAUAAUAAACCUGACAACUGAUUUAUUUUAGGAGGGUUUAGAUUAAAAAAGGUGAAUUGAGUGAUAUGUGACAAGCUGAGGCAAGCUUCGUGUUUCCUGGAGCUGUAUCUUCUAAGAAAAAAGAUUACUAAUUAAUCGUUACCGAGAUUUUUAGGUUAUAACGUCUUACCUGAACACUAACCACUUGCUGACCGACAAGCAAUUUGAGUUUCCGACCAAAACACUCGACGGUUACUGCUCUCUCAGGUUUUGCCGAUGACGUUCUUAGUAACAUGGAGCAAGGGAAUCUCUAUGGAGCUGUAUUCUUGGAUUUGUCAAAGGCUUUCGAUACUGUUACCAAUGGUGUUCCUCAUGAGACCACUAGGGAGCAUCCUAGGGCCCUUACUUUUCCUUGUUUACUUAAAUGA
Molecule: messenger RNA, 1363 nt
Organism: Porites lobata
Lineage: Eukaryota; Metazoa; Cnidaria; Anthozoa; Scleractinia; Poritidae
Source: the annotation of a GenBank genome assembly